Molecule: messenger RNA, 1760 nt
Organism: Urocitellus parryii (Arctic ground squirrel)
Lineage: Eukaryota; Metazoa; Chordata; Mammalia; Rodentia; Sciuridae
Gene: Htr3a
Product: 5-hydroxytryptamine receptor 3A
Biological process (GO): monoatomic ion transmembrane transport
Cellular component (GO): postsynaptic membrane
Molecular function (GO): extracellular ligand-gated monoatomic ion channel activity; transmembrane signaling receptor activity
Source: RefSeq, a predicted model, not a curated record
GCUCACCAUGAAGCAGUGGAUCCUGCAGGCACUGCUUGCCUGGCUGCUGCCCACGCUCCUGGCACAGGGAGAAGCCAGGCAGAGGGGGAUCUCCCAGGCCCAGAACUCCACCAGGCCUGCCCUGCUGAGGCUGUCCGACCACCUCCUGGCCAACUACAGGAAGGGCGUGCGGCCAGUGCGGGACUGGAGGAGGCCCACCACCAUCUCCAUUGAUGUCAUCGUCUACGCCAUCCUCAACGUGGAUGAGAAGAACCAGGUACUGACCACCUACAUCUGGUACCGGCAGUUCUGGACUGAUGAGUUUCUCCAGUGGAACCCUGAGGACUUUGACAACAUCACCAAGUUGUCCGUCCCCACCGACAGCGUCUGGGUCCCAGACAUUCUCAUCAACGAGUUUGUGGACGUGGGGAAGUCUCCAAAUAUCCCAUACGUGUAUGUUCAGCAUCAGGGUGAGGUCCAGAACUACAAGCCCCUCCAGGUGGUGACCGCCUGCAGCCUCGACAUCUAUAAUUUCCCCUUUGAUGUGCAGAACUGCUCGCUGACCUUCACCAGCUGGCUUCACACCAUCAAUGACAUCAACAUCUCCCUGUGGCGCUUGCCAGAAAAAGUGAAGUCUGACAAGAGCAUCUUCAUGAAUCAGGGCGAGUGGGAGUUGCUGGGGGUGUUGCCUCAGUUCCGGAAGUUCACUAUGGAAAGCAGUGACUGUUACGCAGAAAUGAAGUUCUAUGUGGUCAUCCGCCGGCGGCCCCUCUUCUAUGCAGUCAGCCUGCUGCUUCCCAGUAUCUUCCUAAUGGUCAUGGACAUCGUGGGCUUCUACCUGCCCCCAGACAGUGGCGAGAGGGUCUCCUUCAAGAUCACACUCCUCCUGGGCUACUCGGUUUUCCUGAUCAUUGUGUCUGACACGCUGCCUGCCACUGCCAUCGGCACUCCCCUCAUUGGUGUCUACUUCGUCGUGUGCAUGGCUCUGCUGGUGAUAAGCUUGGCCGAGACCAUCCUCAUUGUGCGGCUGGUGCACAAGCAAGACCUGCAGCAGCCUGUGCCUGCCUGGCUGCAGCACUUAGUUCUGGAAAGGAUCACCUGGCUACUUUGCCUAAGGGAGCAGUCAGCCUCCUGUAGACCCCCAACCACCACCCAGGCCACCAAGACCAACAACUGCUCAGCCAUGGGAAACCACUGUAGCCAUUUAGGAGGACCCCAGGACUUGGAGAAGACCCUGAGGGGCAGAGGCGGCCCUCCCCCACCACCACGGGAAGCCUCACUGGCAGUACGUGGGCUGCUGCAAGAGCUGUCCUCCAUCCGACACUACCUGGAGAAGAGGGAUGAGAUCCGAGAGAUGGCCCGGGACUGGCUGCGGGUGGGCUCUGUGCUGGACAAGCUGCUCUUCCGCAUCUACCUGCUGGCAGUGCUGGCCUAUAGCAUCACCCUGGUCACACUCUGGUCCGUCUGGCAUUAUUCUUGAGUGGGCACAGCCCAGCAGGGAAAGGGGUAUAGGGCUGGUUAAGAUGGGGACAUAGGAUUUCCACUUAGUUCCUUCAGGGCCCAGGGGAUGUCAGGGACAUUCCCAAGACACAGAUGCAGUCCCAUACCCCAUUUCCAAUGCCAGUUCAUCUAAGCUAUCCUGAACUAUGGUCUGAACUCCUUGCCCCCAAAUUUAGUGUUUAAGAUCCUUACAGCGAACCCCCAUCCACAGCUGCCUGUUAUGGCUUUACAUCCUGCUAUCUUAGAUUGGGAGAGACCCACGCAUUCCAUAACUUCACUCU